CUGCUGUCCAUUCGCCUCUUGCAAGAGGUGAUGGAGUUGCUGGCAGAAGAGGGAACACAGCCCUUGGAGACGCAGGUGCACCAGAGCCUGGUGCCACUGUUCAUCCUCGGGCAUGACGAGAGCCAGAGCGUGGCAGAGGCCGCUCGCGAAGCGCUGCUUUGCUCUGCAAGGUUCCUCAAGAGAAGGGACCUGGAGAAGCUGCUGAGGAGAGAGCAGCACUUCAAGUUCUGUGAUUGCCUGAUGGACAAGGAUGUGAGUGGAAGGGACGAGCACCUACGCCAGGCCCUGCCCUACCUGCAGAGCUCACAGGAGCCCCUGCGAGAGGCGGCCGUCAGGUUCAUGGGGGUCGCCGCCUGGCACAUGAAAGACCUGCAGCCCAUCAUGAAGGCCCUUGAAGCCAUGAGCCAAGACGACUGCCCCUCCUACUGCACCAUGCGGACUGAAUUCUUGUCCGCUUUUCGACGGGCAGUGACCAAAUAAUCUACUCCAUCAACACGCCCAGUGUCCCUCCAG
Empidonax traillii (willow flycatcher) is the source of this 513-nucleotide messenger RNA. RefSeq names its product maestro heat-like repeat family member 5. Gene Ontology annotation, cellular component: cytoplasm. The record is from RefSeq and is a predicted model, not a curated record. The transcript has 5 exons. The coding region runs from base 31 to 480 and encodes 149 amino acids. Lineage: Eukaryota; Metazoa; Chordata; Aves; Passeriformes; Tyrannidae.